Molecule: messenger RNA, 1230 nt
Organism: Tilletiopsis washingtonensis
Lineage: Eukaryota; Fungi; Basidiomycota; Exobasidiomycetes; Entylomatales
Exons: 7
Coding region: 1-1230 (409 amino acids)
Biological process (GO): phospholipid translocation; retrograde transport, endosome to Golgi
Cellular component (GO): endosome; trans-Golgi network
Source: RefSeq, a predicted model, not a curated record
AUGACUCUGCUCAGCACGCUCGCCGGCCUCGCCAUGGCCGUCGGCGCGCCCCUCGUGUACGCCGACCAGGCGUGGAGCAUCCAGAAGAAGCGCGACUCGUCGGGCUUCAGCAAGGACGUAUGCGCUGUGCUGCUCAUCGCCAACAUCGCGCGCUGCUUCUUCUGGCUGGGCGCGCCGUUCGAGCUGCCACUGCUGCUGCAGUCCGUCCUCAUGAUCGUGGCGCAGCUCUACCUGCUCUCGCUGCUGCUCAAGUUCCGGCCCGGCUCCUACGCGCACGCCGCCUUCACUGCCUCAUCUGCCGACGCGCGUUCCGGCGAGGCACGCACGCCGCUGUUCGAUGCUGCACAGCACGCCGGGCAGCCAAGUGCGCGCACGCCUAGCACGCCUACCAUCUCCGUGCGCCCUCCGUCCAUGGAUGGACCUGCGCCGCCAGAGCUCUCUGGUCCUGCAGCUGGCGGACGAGGCAGGUAUGCGCCGCUGCUGGGCCUCGAACUGCCGCCGGCGCCGACGCUGGGGAAUGAGGAGGAUGACGAGGUGGCGGAACAAGCGCAGGGAAACAAGGUGUGGCGACUGAUCAAGCGCUGUGCCAAGCUGGGCGAGGGCAAGCGCGCAGAUGGCAGCGAGGGCAGUCGGCCGUUUGGCUUUUGGACAUGGCUGACGUUGCCGCCAUAUUUUCUCUUCCUGACGGGCUUUGCUGCGCUUCUCACCGUGCUGCACUUCACGCUGGGCUGGAGCUCGACGUACGUCUCUGCGCUGGGCUACUUUGCCCUCGGGCUCGAGAGCACGCUGCCUAUUCCUCAGGCCAUUACCAACCAGCAGCGUCGCUCCCUGUCGGGCUUCCGCAUGAGUGUCCUCAUCGGCUGGCUGGCCGGCGACACGUUCAAGACGGUGUACUUUCUAGCGCAGGGCUCUCCGAUCCAGUUCACCGUCUGCGCACUCUUCCAGCUCUCCAUCGACGCCGUCAUCGUGGCGCAGGCCUACUUCUUCCGCGAGAAGACCGCCGAGGAUGACGAGGCCGCGGCGCGGGAACAAGCUGCGGCACUGUCUGCGCGCGAGGCCGAAGAGGCGCCGAUUCGCGAUGAGGACCAUGCCCCGCCGCCAGCCUCGUCCGCUGCGAAGAAGCAGGGCGGCAAAUCGAGGCCGCCGCCGCUGAAGGACACGGGACCGCAGAGGGACAGAGAUGGAGAGAGGUACGCUACCGUCGAGGCUGACUCGGACGAUGAACGGUAG